Molecule: messenger RNA, 1278 nt
Organism: Blepharisma stoltei
Lineage: Eukaryota; Ciliophora; Heterotrichea; Heterotrichida; Blepharismidae
Source: the annotation of a GenBank genome assembly
AUGGGAGAGUUCUGGGACAAUCUAGUCAAAGCAUUAGGCCAAGUAGAGAAGGCAAGUCAAGUUAAAGAUAUCAAAGCCUGCGCUUUACUUCUAAGGCUUCUUCCUUCACUUCGUCGGUCAUCCUCCUUAGAGUCUAUCACAAAUGCUUACAAAGCAUUCUACAGCACAGAUCCAUCAUGGGGCCAAUCCUCGUCUUCCUCAAAACUUCAAUUCUCCUCCCCUGAAGUCGAAGCUUAUCUUAAUAUCCUGAUCUGCAUGGUCUUAAUCAAAGAAAACCACAUCGAUUCCAGCAAAGAAAUCGCAUUGGCGCAAAUCGAAAAGCAUCAAGCUUACACUGCUCAGCCAUUUGUUGCAAAAUUGUUCUAUUAUUUUGCGUUAUCCUGCGAAAUCAAGCAAGAACUUGACGAAAAGCCAUUCCUGGACUGGUACAGACAAGCUUGUUUAAGACAUGAUAAUUUUAUUCAGGCGACACUGAUUAAUGUGAUUCUGAGAUUCUUUUUACUGAAAAACAAAGUACAGCAGGCACAAGAUUUCGCUGAUAGGACAGGAUUUCCAGAAAAUGCCCCGUAUUCAGAGAUUGCCAGAAAUCAAUAUUAUUUAGGAAGGAUUAAUGCUUUGAGAUUGAACUAUGCAGAAGCACUGAACAGGCUUAUACAAGCUCAAAGAAAGGCUCCAGAAAACAGCGGAGCUGGAUUUAAGCUUGCAGUGGAAAAGCUAAAGGUAGUAGUUCAGUUAUUGAUGGGAGAAAUACCUGUCAGAAAAACAUUGGUAGGGUAUAAGGGACUUGGAGCUUAUGUAGACUUGGUUAGAGCUGUCAGAUCUGGAGAACUUGAAAGGUAUAACCAAGUUAUCGCAAAUUAUCAAAACGCCUUUAACGAAGAUAUGAAUCUUUCAUUAGUUGCAAGGCUAAGACAUAUUGUGAUUAAAGCUGGGCUCAAGAAAAUAAAUAUCGCUUAUUCUGUUAUAGCCUUAAAAGAUAUAGCCCAUAAGUUAGGACUGCCAUUAACAGAUACUGAAUUUAUUGUGGCAAAAGCAAUUAGAGAUGGAGUCAUUGAAGCAACUGUUGACCAUGAAAAAGCAGUUUUGAGGUCAAAGGUACUAGAAGAUGUAUACAGAACUAAUGAACCUCAGCAUGCGUUCCAGAAAAGAAUCGCUUUUUGCAUGGAUUUGAGAAAUGAUACUGUGAGAGCUAUGCAAUUCCCACAGGAAAAGAAAGAAGCUGAAGAGCAUAAUGAAGAGAUAGAAAUCGAGCUAAUUGAAGAUGAUGACGAUUUUUAA